CCGACGAGGAUGAAGAGCAAUGGACAGCCCCAUUAUCAGAUGAAGAAAAUAUUAUUAAGAAACAGGAAUUACCAACAAUUAUUGAAGAAGUUGAUGAAGAAGACGAGACUCCAGAAGAAUCACAAACAAUAACCGAUGAGGACGCAGAACAAUGGGAAGCUCCAUUACCAGACGAAGAAAACAUUGAAGAACCAAUGAUUGACGGAGUGGACACUGAGGAUGAUGACCAAGAGAAGGCUCCGCCGCAAUCUCAAACAAUUACCGAUAAGGAAAAGGAGCAAUGGGCACCUUCAUUGGCAGAAGAAGAUCCUCUAAGUAUUUCGCCUUCAACGGCAAAUUUAACAAAAAACAAUAAUCAUCCUGAAGCGAAUCAAAAAAUCCAAAGUGAAUAUCCAUACUCACUUCCAUCUCUUCCACGGCCUGAAAUGUUAAUUGGAGAACCUACUGAAAGGCCUUCAUUUUUGAAAAGCUUCUUUGGACACGGUGGAUGA
Molecule: messenger RNA, 491 nt
Organism: Meloidogyne enterolobii
Lineage: Eukaryota; Metazoa; Nematoda; Chromadorea; Rhabditida; Meloidogynidae
Source: the annotation of a GenBank genome assembly